Molecule: messenger RNA, 2117 nt
Organism: Triticum dicoccoides
Lineage: Eukaryota; Viridiplantae; Streptophyta; Magnoliopsida; Poales; Poaceae
Gene: DPE1
Product: disproportionating enzyme
Exons: 16
Coding region: 16-1740 (574 amino acids)
Biological process (GO): carbohydrate metabolic process
Molecular function (GO): 4-alpha-glucanotransferase activity
Source: RefSeq, a predicted model, not a curated record
CCGCCCCCCUGCCGCAUGGCGCUCGCGCGAACCGUCCCGCUCCCGCAGCUCGCUUCGGCCUCGCCCCUCCGCGGACACCGCCGCUGCCGCCUCCUCCUCCUCCCCGCAAUGCCGCAGGCGCGCGGGGUCGCCUGCCGCGCCGCGACGACGACGCCGGCGGCGGUGGCGUCGGUGGGCGUCGGGGAGGACCUGCCCGAGGGGUACGAGCAGAUGAUGCCGACCGUGGAGGCGUCCCAGCGGCGCCGCGCGGGGGUUCUGCUGCACCCGACGUCGCUCCGCGGCCCGCACGGCAUCGGCGACCUCGGCGACGAGGCCCUCGCGUUCCUCGACUGGCUCCACGGCGCCGGGUGCACGCUCUGGCAGGUUCUUCCACUUGUUCCCCCGGGAAGAAAAUCCGGGGAGGAUGGUUCUCCUUAUUCAGGACAGGAUGCAAACUGUGGUAGUACCUUAUUGAUUUCUCUCGAAGAGCUUGUUAAAGAUGGGCUGUUGAUGGAAGACGAACUUCCUGAUCCUUUAGAUAUGGAAUAUGUUGAAUUUGACACCGUUGCUAAUCUGAAAGAACCUCUUAUUGCCAAGGCAGCAGAGAGGCUACUACAGAGCCCUGGAGAGCUCAGAAGGCAGUAUGACGAAUUCAAGAAAAAUCCAGAUGUUUCAGGUUGGCUUGAAGAUGCUGCACUUUUCGCUGCUAUCGACAAUAGCAUCAAUGCAGUGUCCUGGUCUGAGUGGCCUGAACCGCUGAAAGAUCGCCAUCCUGGAGCCUUGAAAGAUAUAUAUGAAAACCAGAAGGACUUUAUAGAAAAUUUUAUGGCACAACAGUUCUUAUUUGAAAAGCAAUGGAAACGGGUUCGUUCACAUGCACAGAAGCUUGGCAUCAGCAUAAUGGGUGACAUGCCAAUAUAUGUUGGCUACCACAGCGCAGAUGUUUGGGCAAACAGGAAAUCAUUUUUGCUGGACAAGAAUGGUUUCCCCACAUUUGUUAGUGGUGUUCCACCUGAUGCGUUCAGUAAAACUGGUCAGUUAUGGAACAGCCCAUUGUAUGACUGGAAAUCUAUGGAAGCAGAUGGCUUUGCAUGGUGGGUAAAGAGGAUUAAACGUGCCCUUGAUUUGUAUGAUGAGUUCCGUAUUGACCAUUUCCGCGGGCUUGCUGGUUUUUGGGCAGUUCCUUCGGGAUCAGAAGUAGCGAUGUUUGGAAGCUGGAGGGCUGGACCAAGGAAUGCCUUUUUUGAUGCGCUUUUCAAAGCUGUUGGUAGAAUAAAUAUAAUCGCAGAAGACCUGGGGGUGAUAACUGAAGAUGUUGUUGAGUUAAGGAAGUCUAUUGGGGCUCCGGGGAUGGCAGUUCUUCAGUUCGCUUUUGGUGGUGGUCCUGGCAACCCCCACUUACCUCAUAACCAUGAAUUGAAUCAAGUUGUAUACACUGGGACACAUGAUAAUGAUACAGCUGUUGGCUGGUGGCAAAGCUUACCAGAGGAAGAGAAGCAAACUGUGUUCAAGUAUCUACCGCAGGUCAGCAACUCGGAUGUCUCUUGGGCGCUAAUUGCUACUGCCCUCUCUUCCGUUGCGAGGACUUCCAUGGUAACCAUGCAGGACAUACUCAGCCUUGGCAGCUCUGCUAGGAUGAACACUCCAGCUACACAGAAAGGAAAUUGGAAAUGGAGGAUACCAAGCUGUGUCAGCUUCGACAGCCUUAGCCUCGAAGAAGCAAAGCUGAAGGAGUUGCUUACGCUGUACGGCCGGCUGUGAAUUUCUUGGUUCUUCAGCACCACUCCUGUGUUCUCUGUCUCUUCAGGCUCGGAACUGCCAGACGGUACUGCCAUAAACUAGCAGCCAAACAUGAAGGAUCUGCUAUUGUUCCGCGGGAUGUUGGCACCUGUCCCCGAAUAAUAGGGUUGUGUUGAUUGGUUGCAAAUUCACAUGCUUGAACUUGAAGCGUCUUGCAUGUCUACAACUUGUUUAUUAUGGUGUAUAUAUAGUCCUAUGAUAAUAAAAUGGUAGUCCUUUAUUUUCCCAUUUCGUCUAUGUACUAUUGUAACUCAUGAGUCUUGGAACUCUUGAUAAGUGGGAUAUGUGUAUCAAGUUCUUUUUUACAUUUCAGAGGAAAUUCUGUGUGUUAAGGUUUA